This is a messenger RNA of Portunus trituberculatus (swimming crab), 12344 nucleotides long. Its product is annotated as NACHT domain- and WD repeat-containing protein 1-like. The record is from RefSeq and is a predicted model, not a curated record. The coding region runs from base 6188 to 10444 and encodes 1418 amino acids. Gene Ontology annotation, molecular function: protein binding. Lineage: Eukaryota; Metazoa; Arthropoda; Malacostraca; Decapoda; Portunidae. The transcript is spliced from 30 exons.
GUGUGUGUGUGUGUUGGGGAGGGGGACGGAAAAGUAGAUAACAGAUGGAUGGACUGAUAGAUACGUAAAUAUAUACGUGUGGAUUGACAGAUGGAUAAUACAUAUAUAAAUAAACAGUCUCUCUCUCUCUCUCUCUCUCUCUCUCUCUCUCUCUCUCUCUCUCUCUCUCUCUCUUGUUAAUAAAUAAUUGAUUUUCCUCAAGUGGGUUCCUCUUGCCACCUAAGAGACCUCGGUCCCUGUGCUCCAUAGCUGGCGGCUCCACUUCCUCACUGCGCCUUCAGACUUGACAGGAGAUGUGACGCAAUGGUCCCAGUGUUUGGUCCGCAUCAUGUACUGUCGACCAGGAAGUGGAAUCCCUAUGAAAAGAAGGCGGCAGUUGCGUAUUUCACCUCGAGCUGAUCCCUUGCGGCGCUCCAGAACACGACCCACGAUGUUGACACUUGCAAUGACGUCACUUGCAGAUUCCACAAUGCUACUCUCAUCUCCCGCAGUACUUCUCUCAUGUGCCUCCCCCAGCCGUGCCCUUCAUGCCGCUAUUCCCUGCUUGUCAGCGGUGCCUUCAGGGGGUGCUGGGGUGUGUUUUGAAGGGGGUCAGGGAGGUGCAAGGAAGAGGAUUGUGUCAGUGUAUGGGAAAUUCGGCAUCUUUCCCCCUUGCUUACUCUGACGUCAUCGGGCCGGUGGUGACGCACGGAGGCCCGGGAUGGAAUCGUAAUACUUUUCUCUUGUUGUUGAGGAAAUUUCUUUUUACCUUCCUCCUGAUUCCCUUCCCAUUUUGCUUUUUCUUUUUGUUAUCUGGUGCAUGCUAUUUGUGGUAUUCAUUCAUUCAUUGUUUCCUCUGAGGGAAGGAGCAUCAUGAGCAGCAAUGGUCACAAGGCAGGGUGGUGGGAGGCAGGGUUCCCGGGGCCGGCUAAGGGAGCUUAUUGAGACAAAGCAAGGUUUGCGUGAUGGGAGUGUGUUAAGGUGUGGAGUGAAGGCAACGAAAGAAAAAUUGUGGUAUGAAGACAGGGCGGCAGCGUCGUCCUUGGCCACACUGACGUAGAGUGAGGAGGGAGUUUCGCGCGCUGGGCUGGGCGGGCGCGCCUGUGCAGGACCUACGUAUUGAUUGUUCAGCGCUCAGCAUCCUUGCCAGGCACUACUCCGUGCAUCUUCACACACACUCACACGACACGCCACCACCUCAGCUCCGCCGACACCACACUCCCGACGAACCCAGACUGUGGUGGAACAACAGCUUUCGGGAGGAGGGUGGGGCCGGCCCGCCAGGAGCUUCCACGUGAGAGCCGUCAGGAGUACGACAGGCUGGAGCAUGCCCGGCAACGCUCUCCAAGUCGAGGGCGAUUUUGCAAACUGUUUCGUUCAUAUAAACAAAGAUUUCGAGUCCGUAAUCCGCAAAGGCGCGUAAAAAUCAACUCGUAAAACUGAACGGAGGUGAGAGUCAAGUUUUGUUUACUCGAACAUGAAGAACGGAGAGGAGGGAGCCGACGAUCGCCUUGCACACCGUCAUCCGCGCUGAACACUAUCACUGGGAACAACCUAAGCUUCACAGCACUCGGGUGUUCCAAGUCUGUCCUGAUGUGCGGCGGAGAGUUGGCGGUGUCGGCGAGCGGCAGACAGCAGCAGGCGCGGGUAGUGGGCAGGCCAAGGCAGUGACAAAGUGGAUGCAGGAGUCCUCACGUCUCCCCGCACCAGCACCGCGUCCGCAGCCAACACCUGCCUGCCCAGCACUACCCGCUCUGCCCAGUUUCAAGUCUCUGCCGCCAUUUUGGGCUGCCCACUGGUCCACACGAAGGAUCCUGAAGACUUUUGCGCGGGAAACUAGCCAACUGUUGCUUGUAACUUGAGGUUGGCUAUCUGUCCCGUCCCUUCUGGAACUUGUGAACCACCAGCUACGUGGGGAUCAUCGUCAUCUUGUCCGCCACACGACUCAACACGUGUGUGCUGCCUCCGCUUUUCGUGUGGCCAGACGCUGCUGCCUCCAAGCCCCGCCACCGCCACCUCGCUCACUGAGGACCGUUUUGUAAAUAAUGAUAGAGUCGUGGGCGGAUCCUCGGGUCUCCCUCCUCGUGAGUGUCACCACGCACGCCCACCACCACCACCACCACCACCACCACCGCUAUCACCGCCACCACCACGCCCCUGCACGCCCUGGCCUCGCCCCGCCGCUCCCACCAGCAGGCCCAUCUCGGCAGCUACCCUCGUUAUCACCGCUACUGGUAUUCCGCAGCACGUAUUAUAUUUACAAGUCAACUGCCUCUAGACCAAGUUCUGACUACAAACUCCUCCUCGGUGCCGCCCUCCAGAGCACCACCCAGCAACCCACAGCCCACCCGCCAUCUCGCAUCCCUCACACACUCCUGUUGAAGUUCGCAGUGGGUUCCAUAGCGUGCUAAGACCGCCUGAGUAGCGACGCAAAGGCUACAGUCCAGCUUAUAUGGUUCUUAUUGCCGCGCCCCCGUCAGGACCUUACCAGCAUCAUAGUUGCCACCACCACAACCACCAUCUCCGCUCUCCCGCCACCCUGCCUUGCCCUUCACGCCUCGUCUUGCGCCUCACGUAGCAGCUAUAGAUCCUCGCGACUUGUGUGUGUGUUGCAAUGACGAUUAUUAACUGUUAAAUUGAUAAGAAAGCACGAUUUGUAUAUGCUGGUGAAAGAGGAAGAACUUUAUCCAUUGCCGUAAAUAAAUAUUCGUAAGUUGUAUUAUUGACUUCAGCAGCCUCGUGCAUAAGUACCACCGCCACUCAGGCACAGCGGGGAGAGAGGCGCGAAAUGAUCCAGUGACAUUUACCGCCACGAUUAAAAACUUGUGAACGUUUAUCGAGAUUGACUACCGAUCGAUAUCCGUGAUCGCAGGGCAGUCCUCGUCUCGCCACCCACCAAGCGCAAGUGGAUGUUAACUGAUGAAUUAGGCAGUAAAUUCAGUGUUAAUUCAACUUCCUCACCAACCCUUUACCUGUCAGCCCCUCAUACCUGUGCCUAGUCACCUCCUCCCCUCCCAAGCCCAGCCAAUACUCCUGCCUGCCGCCCACGCCUGUCUCUCCCCGCCCUCAUUUCCCUGACAUGAGUGGGCGGUAAGAGUCGUGUGCUGUUUAUGACAUCACGACAAACCUAAACUGACGGGAGCAAGAUCUUAUUUGCUGGGGGUUGAUGCUUUCCUGACGCAACACCUCCCUCCAACCCAACCCCAACCUGCCCCGCCCCGCCCUGCCCUGCUCCGCCCCGCUCCGCCCCGCCCUGUCCAACACCCCAGAAACACCGGUGUGGAACCAUUUUCUCCCCCACGUCACAAACGCACACUCACUCACACACACACACACACACACACACACACACACCAUGACAAUAGUAUUUCUUUUUGCCUAAUCUGAAACUAAAUUUUCCUGUACAAGUCCUUACACAUUUUCAAAGGUUCAUUUAUCUGUCUUAUGGUUAUUGAGUGACCACCAAAUUGCUCAUUGUGUUGCUGACUCCUCCCUUCAUUCUUCAGACCAUAUUAUCUGACUGACGUUCAUACUUGAUGCUCCAUUCUUCAGUAACGUUAGACUGAAACCCACACCGCCAGUUUAGUUCUGAUCUGGUGGUUUCGAGAUAUAAUUUUUCCUUUAAUACUCGCCGCUGUCAGACUCACGGCCAUCUAAACUGUGUCAUUGCCCACUACUGACCUCCACCUCCCACAAUCCCCCUUGACCCCUGCCCAUACACAGCCCACACAACCCACGGCAAUCUCACCGCCACAGUCCUGACCUACGCUGUGCCAGAGUGGGAACAUCACUUUCACUCAGCAUGCUGUAGUAAUUUCCUAUUCCUGUAACACUCGAGGCUGCGAUACAAGAUAGUCGAACUCACCGGGCAGUUCGCGAGGUGCACUUGCAGGUGGUGGGUGGCGUGGUGAGUGAGAGGCGUCAUUGUCGCCGCCAGCAAGCAGUGUUCGGGCCGUAAGUCGCCGGGUGCCCCUGGCCGUGUUCUGGGCUGCUGCAGGAACCGUGUGUCACUCGAUGCGCCAAACCAAACACGUCCCGCGCAUGCCAGGAGUCGUCUGCGCAUGUUGAAGGGUGCGCCUAUUCCGCCUCCCGACCUGCAACGCACUCACCAUACUCACGGGAUCGCAGGGCCAGAAUCAGCGGCAGCAUCGCCUCAGCAGUGGUCAGGCGGCCGGCGGCUGCAGCACUAUCCACCCCGGGGCCUCCAUACCACUGACGGCAGCAGCAGCAGCAACAUCAGGAGCAGGAGCAAGGGUGCGGGGCAGCAGCGUGCAGAACACUCCCUUCGUGACGCCAUGAAGACACAAGUGGUACAAAAAGGUGCCCACGCGUUUCGUCUUCCUUUCCAAUCCCGCGACCUAUGACUGUCCUCACCUGGAUGUCAGCACACCUCAGCUGACACUCCUUCUGGACGGCUGACUGUGCCAAACUGAACUUCACGUACUAUAACAAGACGACAAAUACGAAGCUGAAGAAACUGAAACCGAGGCGUGAAAGUUGCUUCAGAGUGUUCUUCCAGGCGGCGUGAGUCCAGGGGUCCAGGGCAGCGUGACAGACAGCCUUGGCGCCACGGACAGGAUCAAACCCCACAGACGUUGACAGUUAACUCCUCCGAUUGAAAGCAGUAUUACUAGUAUCCAAGUGCCAAAACGAGAGAAACUGUUGAUCGAAUUUAAAGUCUUCUGUAUCAGUUAGUCGUGGUGUGUGUGAUGAGGAUAGAAGUGCUACGAGGGAAUAAGGGUACUCAGACUAGUAGUAUUAGUUCACCAGUAGUAUAGCACCGGUGUUGUCGGACGAGGCACUGACGUUGAACGCUGCACUGUUACUGUUAACCUCUGAUAAGCUACGUUAGUGGCGUCAACCGGUAACGAAACAAACCACUGCUCACCCGAAUCAAGAGGCGCAUCACCUUAUCAGUAUUGCCAUCGUCUUCCUGAGUCUCGCCGCGGCACACCAGCACAGCAAGACCAGCCACGCGCCAUGCACAGACCACUCCACGCUAGGGGAUCAAACUUGUCUUCCACCUAACAUUCACAAGGCGCUUCUAAUACCCUUGACGUAGCCUCUUGCACUCCCGCCCCCUCCAGCCGGGCAGAGGAGACACACGAGGACUGCACAUAAGAGUCUGGUCAAACGUGAGACCUUUAUAAGGGGUCUUAGCUGCCUCGCGACUGCCGUGAAGAGGUGAUAGAGGCUAAAUGAAGUCUGCAUGUCACGUGGUGUGUGAAAAUAGAGGUUUUAACUAUUGAAAAAAAAAAACUUUGAUUAUAUUGUGAAGGAAGAAAAGUACCUAACUGUUUGUCACGUAAAACAAGCGCAUUAUUAGUUUUGCAAGAAUGACUGAAUUUUUCUGAGGCAAAACGUUAUUGGAAAGAAAAGAAAAACAAUAAACUGUCAGAAAAGGUCAGCAGACGGGAACAAGUGAAGAUCAUAAAACAAAACAAAAAAGGAAAGAAAAGAAUUACAAUUGGCCAAGUGACAAAAGUAUAUGCACACCAGGAAACAGAGAUCAGGACGAGCCGGUUUUAGGGCGUUAAAGUUAAAGUGGCUUCCGAGAACAGCAUGCAGUACACGAGGUUGAGGAAAGGAACGUGUUUACUACAAGGGAAACCAAAGCAGGCCUCACUAUAAGAACAGAGAUCGUCAGACGUACCUUGAAGUCACACAAGCUUGAAUCUCACACGACGAAAGACAAAAAGAAUAGAAUAUUGAGGAACACAGUAAGAGAGGGAGAGUGAGAGGGUGUAACCAAACAAAAAAUCAGGAAGUAAACAGAGAAAUAACUAGAUAUAUACAGUAAUAGAAUCAAAAGCUAAAGAAGAAAAAAAAAAAAAAUAAAGCUUAGAAGAAUCUUUAUCAAAUCACAUGUAUAAGAAUAAAAGAAAAUAUUAACGAAGAGGAAAAUAUUGUAAGAGAACACGCAAAAAUAAAAACCAAAGCGGAGAGAGAAGGAAAAAAAAAAAAAAACAGAAAAACAAAGACGUGGCAGAAACAGAUAGUGUAAAGAACAACAAAAGAAGAAGAAAAGAAGAACAACAGAAAGAAGAAACAUCAAAUAGAAAAAAAAAUAGUGCUGAAACAAUAAAAAUAAGAAUCCAAGAAGAGGAAGAAGAACAAGAAGAAAGAAGACGAAGAAGAAGAGGAAACGUGAAGCAGCGGGUGGCGGAUUUUGAGAAGCUCUCGACCACUCUCGCCGUGACAGUCAACAAUGGGGAGCAGCUGUUCGUCGUCGCAAUCUCUCAAGGACAAUGUCUCCGUCAAGAGCGAGGAUUAUGCUAUGGACACGAACAGAACCAGCUCGCAACACCCGCGGGCCAUCACCCCCGUCCCUGUCCGCGCCGUCAGCUCCUCCACCUCGGACCGGAGCUAUGACACGGACAGCUGUUUGUCGGAGAAGGGCGGGGGAGCCAAUCGACAGACCUCUCGUCCGCUCCUCUCCGUCAAGAUUCCAGAUAACGAUGGGUCUUCUCUGAGCGGGGAGACGCAUGGUAUGACCCAGGGGGAGGCCCCAGGGCCGGCUGACGUGAAGGAGUCGCCGCGCAAGACCCGCGGCGUCAUCCCGCACCUCAGCCACCUGCCUGACCUCAACAAGCUGUCUGAUGUGAUCCGCAACCUGGUGAUGGGCAACGUGGUGUACGUCAAGCCCAUCCUCAAACCCAGGAAGAUCUGCAUCUACACCUGCGCUGACUUGAAGGACACCAUCAUGGAGCGGUCAGCCUUGAUGGAGUACGUGUACCCGAAGCUGCGGCUGUACUGCAUGGAGAAGGGCUACGAGCUGAACACUGUGGACUUGCACUGGGGCAUCCCAGACGAGCACCUCAACGACCACUCCCUCAAGGAACUGUGUCUUGGCCAGCUCACCACUCAAGCCCGCGACUCCCACAUCGUGACCGUCGUGUUCCUUAAUGAGACCUUCGGAAACGCUCUCCUGCCGCGGGUGAUAGAGGGCCCAGACUUCGACCAGGGCAUUUCCAGCCUCGAGGUGGACACGGACCGGGAACUGUUCUGGAAAUGGUACCACUGGGAUGAGAACGCUCAGCCGCCUUGCUACAAACUGCAGCCCAUCAGCACCUUCUUCCCGAAUAUCAAGGAUGGGAACAGCGCGCAGCACCAGGAGGCGGUGGCGGACUGGAGCGCUGAGGUUAAGAAGAUGAUGACGCUUAUGAGGACUGUGUUUAACCAGGAGCAGAAGGAGAAGUACCUGAGCACCGUCAUGGAGCAGGAGAUCAAGCAGAGUGUGUUCAUGAACCAAGAGAGCGCCAAACACUGCCUCUGGAUCUGUCGCAAGUUCACACACUUCCCGUCACACAACAUUCCAGCUCAGGGCAAGGUGUACGUGGCGGUGGAGCCCGAAAGUAAGAAGCGACUCGAUAUCCUGCAGAGUGAGCUGAAGGAGCGUCUGGAUGAGAUUCGUAUGCUCAAGUUCCGGGUGAAGUGGCACAACUCAGGCAUGAACCCCGAGGUGCCUGAACACGCCCAGUUCGUGGAGGACCUCUGCGCUCAGAUCUCCCCCUUGCUCAUCUCCAUCAUCGACGGCAUCAUUGAGGAGGACGAAACCAAGGAGGAGCUCAAGACGUACCUGGGCAUCGAGAAGCGACUCUUCCACGAGCUGAUGCAACAGUCGCUCAUGUGUCAGUUCCGCUACAAGAACUUCCAGGGGAGACAAGACCUGCUGGCCAAGAUUAGAAGAUAUCUCAACAACGAUUCCUGCGUGCCACUCAUCAUGCACGGCGAGGUGGGGUGCGGCAAGUCGUCCCUCAUCGCCAAGGCCAUGGAGAGGUGCUGCGAGUGGCUGGUGGACGUGCCCCUCGUCGUCAGGUUCGUGGGCCUCACCCCCGGGUCGUCCACAGCGGAGCAGGUGCUGAGGUCCAUCGCUGAGCAGUGCUGUGCCCUCUUCGGGGAGCAUCCCGCCGAGGCUGCCAAGGGCGUGCGCCACAUGUCGUCCUUCCUGAUGCACGUGUGGUCCAAGGCGUGCAAGGUGCGGCCGUUGGUCAUCAUGAUUGACGGCAUCGACCAGGUGAAGAGCUACGGGUCCACCUCGCUGGAGUGGGUGCCCCGGGAGCUGCCGGAGAACGUGAAGCUCAUCAUGACUGUGCGGGACGACUCGGAGCAGAUGAGACUCCUGCAGAGCAUCAUCGAGGACCGCGCCUGCUUCCUGAAGAUCCCCCCGAUGACGCUGGACGAAGGCUACAGUAAGUUCGAGGGAAUCCUGAAGGCGCACCAUCGUAGCGUGAACAAAGAACAGCGGGACCUCGUCAGCAAAUACAUUCAAGAGUGUCCAUUGCCGCUCUACGUGGAGAUUUUGGGUCGCAUGGCGUGUCACUGGACGGGCGCCGAGUCACAGCUGCCCCUCAAAUCCACCUUGAUGGAGCAGAUCAGCAUGGUGUUUGACGAGCUGGAGGAGACGUACGGGAAGGUGGAGGUCUCGCACACCCUGGGUUACCUGACGGCUGCCAAACACGGGCUUUCCGAUUCAGAGAUGAUUGAUAUCCUCUCCUGCGACGAGGCUGUGCUUGAGAAGGUGUUCGUUCACUACAUUCCUCCAGUGCGCCGGUGCCCCUCGUUGCUGUGGGUUCAGAUCUCAAAGCAACUGCAGCCGUUCCUCAUGAAGACCAUCGUGGCGGGGAUCUGUCUCUUCACCUGGCGCCACGAGAGCUUCAGGGACGCUGCCCGGGCCCGCUACCUGGACACACCUGACCAGAUAAACAUGUGCUGCACCGCCCUCAUUGAUUACUUCCAGAGCAAGUGGGCGAACGGCGUGAAGAAACCGAUGACGGGAAGUGAGGAGGGCACGGAGGAGGGCAAGGAGCGGUACGUGCUGGACCAACCCACCAAGUACCGCGGCAGCAACAUGUCCAAGAUCUCAGUGCAGCCUGUGUUCAGCCGCCACAACCGCCGCAAGCUGGAUGAACUGCCCUACCAGGUGCUUCAACUUCGGGGUCGCAUCCUGGAGGAGUUUGUGCUCAACUUCGACUGGGUGUACGAGAAACUGUGCGGAUCAGAUACGUACCAGGUGCUUGAGGACGUGUCUCUCGCCCUCACCAACCACGCCAACAACAUCGAACUGGUGCUGCUGAAGGAGGUGCUGGAGCUGGCCGCUUAUGCCCUGGGCUAUGACGGUCGCCAGUUCUACUCUCAGGUGUACGGGCGGCUGGCUACUCUGAUGAAGGAGCCCAAGAACCACGAAACCUACCCGAUCAUCCACAAGCUUUACGACAGAGCUGCCCACGCCCCCGUCCCGUGCCUGCUACCCCUCACCGUCUGCCUGCACGAGCCCUUCCAGGACCAAAACAUGAAGCUUGGCGACGGGCAGGUGUACUUCAACGCUCUGAUCCGGGCGCGCCACAACCCCCACUAUGUGAUCACGCUGUCCACUGAGCGCGGAGAGAUCGCCGUGUGGAACAUCUUCACCAUGACGCCUGUGCGAACCCUCACCGGCAUCACCCAGCCCCGUAAACUGAAGAUGAUCGACGACUACCGGUGUCUGGUGCUGUGCGGGCGGGAGCUGAGGAUCUACAACUUCGACGAGGGCCUCUUUGUGAUGAAGCUGCGCGAGGUGAUGAAUCAGAAGAUGCCUUACUUCGGCCUCCACGACAAGGAUCACGUGGUGGCGCUCUCCCGCUCCCGCAUGUACGUCAAUAUGAUGAAUCUGCAGAACGGGGACUGUGUGGCGACUUUCAAGGUGGGCGAGGACAGGUUCCUCAACAGCUUGAUGGUGUCCGAGAACGGGAAGAUCUGCGUGUGUGGAGACGAGACCCAGAAGCCGUCUGCGCUGCUCGUGUGGGACCUGGAACUGCGCAAGCUGAUGUACGACCUGCGCAUUCCCCACCACGAGUUCAUCACCCGCCACGCAGCCAUCACCAAGGAGGGCCAUUACGUCUCCUGCGUGUGUCGCGAGGUGGAUGAGCCGGCGCCUAACUUCAUCGUGGUGUACGACCUGCAGAGCGGCACACUCUUUAAGAAGUGGAAGCCCGGCGUCAACAUCAUUUCCAUCGCCAUUUCCUCCGCCGGGAGCUGCGUCAUCGUGGGCCUCGAGGACUCCAAGCUCAUGGCCUACGACCUCAUCACAGGUAAUCCUCGCUGGACGCUGAAGGGCCACACGGCGCCCCCCACAACCAUCCGCCUGGACAACCGUGGCCUACAGUGCCUCACCUAUGACGCCUUGGGCAGGGACCGCUCCGUCAGGGUGUGGGACAUUCACACUGGUAAUAGUCUGGCAGUGCUCACGCCAGACCAAGCCAUCACUGCCUGCGAGAUCUCUAGUGACGGCAAGGCUGUGGUGAUGGCGCUGGAGGGGCGGAAUGAGAUCGUUACCUUCUUGUUGUGUCACCAGAAGGGCGUCGACGGGCACGCCUCCCCGAAGUCUUACGGCAACGACACCAACAGAGGCAAAGUGUUUGACCUGAGUCAAGCAGGCACGUGGCCCAUGUCUGGUGAUACUGAGGAGAACAUGCUGUGGAGCUAAGUGUGCCGCGGCCUCGCCUCUGCAUGUUGCUGCCUUUGCACGGCUCCGCUUCAUCUUCCUCCUACUCCUCGGCCUCCUCGGGGAAGUUUCAGCGUCUUGCCUCCGAUAGGAAUAUUAAGAGUUUGCGUUUUAUGAUAAGGUUUUGUAUUUAGAUUAAUGUUGGUUUUAUUAUUAUUAUUAUUAUUAUUAUUAUUAUUAUUAUUAUUAUUAUUAUUAUUAUUGUACUAUUCAUAUAUUUUCCUGUGUGCAAAUAAUUCACCAAUAUCUGAUUAAGUGUUCGAUAUUUUCUUUCAUUGUUUCAUGAAGACUAUAAUUAAGAUGGUAUACUUAUCAUUUAUUUAUUCAUUUAUUCAUUCAUCUAUCUAUCUGCAUUUAUUCAUUCGUCCGCCUAAUUAUGCUAAGCUGCUGUCUGCAUGAGGAAAGAGAUGCGUGGGAAUGCUCGUGAUGUGCCAUGAGUCGAGUUAUGCAAGAGAACAAGUUUCUAAAUAGCACAAUGAUCCCCUGUGCUCGCCCUUCCGACCCCGCCUUCACCUGUACAGUGCUGGUACACGGCCCCCUUUGAGUGUAGUUCACCUCAGGCUCCAGGGUGCUCUGUAGGAACACUCAUCACACCCCUCGCAGUCUGUCCGGAGUAGUAAUGUGAUGGGUGAGCUCCUCCUGAACUCCUUCCGCUUCCUUGUUCUUUUACGAUGCUUGUCACUGAAGAAGAAUCACUGUCACUUCCCACUUGCCCUCCAUGGCACGAUUAGCGCAUUGAACAGAAGAGAAUGGCCAAGAACAACAAUUUACUGGUAAAAAAAAAAAAGCCUGCUGUUGUUCUAGUUCCUAAAGAAGAGCCAAAAUGCCUAGCCAAAAUAAGAAAAGUGUUUUGAGACUUUCCUCUAUAAGUCAUAAGAAGAGGAAAAUACAGAAGCAGUAUAGGAAUGGUUAUAGAAGUCGUAGGAAAAGAAAAAAAGAUUGGGAGUGGGUAACUUAAGUCAUAGGAAAAGGAAGAUACAUUAGCAAGUAGGAAAUGGGUAAUUCAAGCCGUAGGAAAGGGAAGUACAGAAGCAGGUUACUCAUUCGUAGUGGUGCCUGAGUGGAAGUUGUGCUUUUCCUCGAAGAUCGGAAUUUGCUAUGCGUAUAGUAAUGGUUAAGGCUACAAGUUCCCUCAGUACCUACAGUUGUUGAGGAGCAGAAUUAGUUUUUGUUUGUCUCUCAAUACGUAAAAAAAAAGAAAGUAAACUAAAUAAAUAGAUUCCUAAAUUUGGUGUCUGGGUGCUCGCCUCCAAAUUCUCUACUACUACUACUACUACUACUACUACUACUACUACUACUACUACUACUACUACUACUACUACUACUACUACUACUACUACUACUACUACUACAGCAACCAGCCAUAUGACUCCUUCCCUAGAACAAUCUCCAGUGACGUGCAUCGGAAUGUGAGGGCGGGGCUUGUCCUCUGAUGAACCAGUGACAAACAAUAAGGAGUAAGAAGGAGCCUAUCCGUCAAUUUAGCCUGAAGAGACUCCAUACACGUCAUUUCGAUGUUUCACCUCUUCUGUUUUUGUAUAUCCAUACUAUAUAUAACAUGCCAUGGUAGGCUGUAUUAUUUUAACUCAAGGGAUAUUUUACGUUCGUUGGUAUAAGGUAAGUACUCCAUGAAAAUAAGGCUGAUACUAUUUAAGUACUACGGACAUACCUUGUGUCAGAGAGUAAUAGUAAGUACACGAGGCAUGAACACGAUAUGUCUCCUGCGUGUGGCUCAUUCCUGUACCGGUAGCUCCGUGCACCUCAGUGUUGCUGCCUUGACCCUGCCAGCUCCUCGCAGUCUUACCUAGAGUGCGCACCUCAACCAGUCUGACUUAGUUCACUCUGUAGAUAUUUUAUGUUAAUUAAAAAGAAAAUCCUGCCA